AUGAUGGCUGUCGUCAGGUUUCGGAAAUAUAACCGGAAAUUGGAAUCAGUUGAUUCUAGAUACAGAAAAAUAAUCGGCAGAAUUUUUUUGGAAGGUACCACACAGAAAAUUAAUGAUGAUGAUAUCCAACAACAAGUGUGGAAUGACCUCAGGCGAACUGUGGUAGAUUUCUCCGGAUAUAGUUGGCGAAUUGGCGAAUUGGCGAAGCUUACGAAAUCUCAAAAUAAGGAGGAUAGGAAUGAGAACAGGGAAGCAAGAGCUAUGCGUCCUCAUGAAGAAUUUGUUGAAAAAAAAAUCACAGCCAGUCACAUAAAUACUAAUACUAUUGGGACGGUUGACGAUUAUAACCUCGAGUCAGAUUCAGAAUCAGAGGAAGAACUUGACGGCCCGGCUUUCUUCGAUGCCAUUAACGAAACAACAGAUCAACUUCUCUCAGAACAGAUUGAAAAUGAUGGCGUACCACAAGAAUAUAUUGAAAUCGAUGCAAUUGCAAUGGAUUCAGCAAAUACGGAGAUCAACCGAAUUUUAAAUGCUGACAGCUCGUUUGGUUUCAACGUGUUGUCUCCUGAAACUCUAAAAAAUGUCACAGAUUCUCAGUGGGCAUCGCUUGGUUCGGAAGAAGAUCCUCCAAGGAUCAUAGACUCCAACAUGCAGCCUCAGACGUUCGACAUAAAACUCUUCAAAAGAAAUUUGAGUUCCUGUCUGAAAAACUACAAAAGAACAGAAGAGGUCGAUCACAAUGACAUCGAAAAAUUCCAGCAAGAGGAAACCGAAAAUCUCAGAGAUGUUGAAUGCAUUUCUGCAGAUGAGGAAAAAUAUAUAUCGGAAGUAUUUGAACCGUUGAAAAGAUGUGAAUGGAACGAUCCAAUAGUUCAAGCCAUAUUAAAACGAAAUGUCAAGCUUUUCUUUUACGAAGUCUUGAGAAAUCUCUCUCAGAAUGAUUCAUGCGUAGACGAAUGCUCAUGUAGAAUGCUUGUUUCUGUUAAAGCAAAAGAAACACCACUUCAUUUAAUGGCUGCUUACUCUUCAUCUGAGUUCAUCGACAUGGUAAUCUCUGCAGGUAAACUCGAGGAGCGUUCUGAUAUUAUUCGCCAAAUUUUAAAACAAAACCUCCCUAAGUAUGACGUCGAUGAAAACUUGAUUAAAUACUGGUCACAUAGAUUCAACAGACAUGGAAUGGUUCCUGUCGAUAUUGCCGCCUCUCGGAAUUGUAAAGAAGUUAUCCGCGUUUUCAUGGAUUAUAGUUUUACACUAUCUGCUGCUGUUACCUCUACGCAGAAACCAGAAAACUCACCGAGUCUAUUGAGCCAUCUCGCACUUCACUCGAACUUGGAAUAUAUCGAUCGAGAAGAGCUUAUUGCUCUCGUUUAUACCAGCUCAAGAAAAAAAUUAGAAUAUGUUGGCUCAAUGGCGACACUGAACGGAAACACAAAAUUUAUAGAACAGCUCGAAUAUAUUAGGAAUGAUGAAUCAGUAAUUGAAAGCUUUGAAAAGUGCGACAUCAUUAAAAACAUAUCGCAUUGUACACGGUCCAGAGAACCUGUGACAAUGUUUAAUCAACGAGAAUACGAACGCCUUUUACGAUACGAAUACACUGCUUCGGGUGGUCUAAAACCCGAAAAAGAUGUUCUUGCGGACGUUACAAAUGUCGUACCAGGGCAGAUGUUGGCAAACGGAAAGAAAAUUACUUAUAACGGAGAUAAAUUUACGAUUGCUCAGAAAUUGGCUGAAAACGGACAUUAUGAAGCCUUCAAUGGGCUGAGAGAUCAUCAGAAAAGAGUCACCGACUGCUAUGGUUUUACUCCUCUCAAUUCACUGCUGCAAUUCAAUGAUGAGGAAGUGAGAACCCAAUUACCAUUUUUCCGUAGUGCGCAAAGAGAAGAUUUAUUCUUCUUCAUCUCACAAGUUAUCGUUAGAAACAGACGUGGACUGCUAAAAGAUGCUUUGGAUAUGACUCUUUCAAACCCUGAUAACUUUUCUGCUGUCCCGAAGUUAUCUCACUUGUACAAAGAGUAUGGACUUCCUGAUUAUGUUGAUUUGCCUAUGGAAACGACACUAUCACGUACUGGCGAUAUGCGCAUUAUUGAUCAAAUUUCUGAGUUGUACAAAAGGACGGAUAAUUUCACCAAAAAAAUGAAAGAAGAGGACGCUCUCCGAUGUAUUAAAUCAAUUCAAGAUAGAGCAUCUCGUUGUUCAGAACAAACUCGACUUGCUGUCAUUCUCUUAAUGCUGCAUUUUGUGGAUGUUUAUUCAUCACGAUUCAGAGCAAUAAUGAGAAUGUAUUUGAAUCGAGGAAUGGAGGACAAUGUCGCCCGCUAUGUUUUGAGAACGUAUUCAAAGCAUAAAAACACUAACAUAUUCCCAACAAACUGGAUGGAUGCGUUAGAUAAAGCAUCAACUGCCGUAGCCGAGUGGAAUGGUUCUGUUGAACAAACAAUCAUCGAAAACAUAAACGAAACUGUUUACAACAGAGUUACAGAAACUGAUAAAACUGCGAGAAUCAUUCCAAUUAUUGGGACUAAAGAAAAGCUUGCUGAACGGAGGAAAGAAGUACAACAAGAAAUGAUGCCAAGGAAGAAGCGUCAUAUUAUAACAGCAUUGGCAAACACUAUUGAACUUUUGGAUAACCUAAAACUUUGA
Messenger RNA from Caenorhabditis remanei, 2640 nucleotides. RefSeq lists its product as uncharacterized. The transcript has 12 exons. The record is from RefSeq and is a predicted model, not a curated record. Lineage: Eukaryota; Metazoa; Nematoda; Chromadorea; Rhabditida; Rhabditidae. Bases 1 to 2640 code for a protein of 879 amino acids.